Molecule: messenger RNA, 402 nt
Organism: Gongylonema pulchrum
Lineage: Eukaryota; Metazoa; Nematoda; Chromadorea; Rhabditida; Gongylonematidae
Source: the annotation of a GenBank genome assembly
AUGGCAACGUUUCCUGAGUCGCAGCAGGAGCAGCAGCAAUCGAUGUCGUUGUGUAAAUUUUACGCUCGAGGAGCCUGCCGUAAUGGAGCGCGAUGCCCGUUCGCACAUGUAGCCAUCGAUCGUAGCACGGAUGCUUCUCCGUACCAGGAUACUACUGCUACUGCAGCUGGCCAUGCCAAGAUCCAGCUGCCUUGUGGAACACUAACCAUUACGCUUUCAUUGGAUGGUAUCGGUGAAAAGCGCGUUGUUACGGCCGCUCCAGGCGUAGAUUCCCAAACGCACACUAAGCUCACAUCGCACACUAACAACAAGGUUACUGCUUUAGCUUCUGUUGCUUUUAUCAGACUGACAAUGCUUUAUUCUUCGGCGCAACAUUUUCCAGUAAUUUUUUGCGCUUAUUGA